UUCAAGAAACAAAGAAACCUCUAAGUGGAAGCAUGAAGGCAUGCAACCAUCAUGGAAAAUAGAAGCCCUCCGGACCCAUUGUAUGUUCUGCGCGGUACAGAAGCAGCCUUAAAUGUCGUCAAGUUUGCUCCAAAGUCUGUUAGGGAAGAAGGACUUCUACUUUCUGGGUCUGCUAAAGGAAUUAUUAGUUUGUGGAAUCUUAAAACAAAAAGAUCAGAGAUAACAUUAGAUGGUCAUGAUGGACAUGCCAUCCUUGCUGCCGAUUUUCACCCUUGUGGGAAUGUGAUAAGUCAUGGCAGGGAUGGGUAUCUACGAAUAUGGCAGUGUUCUGAAGGAAGAAAGGAGGUGGUCAACAGUAUCACAGCUCCUUUUCUUGGAUUUUGUCAGUUUUGUGUUUUGUCAAGAGGAUACAAGUCCCAUUGGAUUGGUCUGCCAUCAGCCAGUAAUUCCCAGGUUAAUAUUCAUGAUCUGGAGGCAAAAGAAAUCUUGUUUGCUCUAAAACCUGACGAUGGAAAGUCACUUGGGAUGUGCAUGUGUAUCUCCUUGAUCUCUGAUCCAGCAACAGACAAGCCCUUCUUGAUCGCAGGUUAUGAAAGUGGUCAGCUUGUGCUCUGGGAUGUUAUGGCUGGAAAAAUCUUGAGUAGAAAUCCAACUCACGCUGAAUCAGUUCUCUGCAUGGAUGUAGACAAAGAGGACCUCAGAAUAGUGUCUGGCUCGGCAGAUAGUAAGCUGUGUGUGUCAUCAGUAACACCUCAGCACAGCAUAACAGUGGAAAAAGAAAUUGAGCUGAAAAACCCAGGCAUUGCUUCAGUCAAAAUCAGGAAAGAUCAUAAAAUACUGGCUACUGGUGGAUGGGAUGGCAGGAUAAGAAUAUACAGCUGGAAAACACUCAAACCAUUGGCUUACCUUAGUUAUCAUACACAAACUAUAAACACGGUGGAUUUCUCAGAAGAUCUGUGUGACCACGGACAGCUCUUGGCUGCCGGUGGAAAAGAUUCCAGAAUUAGUCUGUGGUCUUUGUACAAUGAAAAAUAGUUUCUGAACGGUCAGAAAUUCUUCCUCACGAUGGGAGUCGCAAGGGAAAUUCGUCUCUGCUAAUCUCCUCCAUCACGCAUUUCAAACAACUGGAAAAUGAGCUUUUGAAAUUCUGAACAGUGAAACUACAUGGCCCUUCAGAGAACUCUAUUUAGACUUUCAAACUUUUGUGGGGCUUUGUGAAUCGUUGUGAGCUAAUUUAGUUUAAUCAACUGAGUUGUUCGAUGUUAUAAAUUGACCGCCGUGGAGAAUUUUUAAAACUGACGUUUCGAGUAUUACUCUUUCGUCAGAGCAAAUGUGAGUUGUUGGUCGAGGACGAGAACAGGUACCUAUGGAUAUCAUGGAACUGCAAUAUUAAAUAAA
Molecule: messenger RNA, 1398 nt
Organism: Pocillopora verrucosa
Lineage: Eukaryota; Metazoa; Cnidaria; Anthozoa; Scleractinia; Pocilloporidae
Source: RefSeq, a predicted model, not a curated record